Drosophila novamexicana is the source of this 1126-nucleotide messenger RNA. Its product is annotated as putative gustatory receptor 93c. The record is from RefSeq and is a predicted model, not a curated record. Gene Ontology annotation, cellular component: membrane. The transcript has 2 exons. NCBI's taxonomy places the organism in Eukaryota, Metazoa, Arthropoda, Insecta, Diptera, Drosophilidae. Gene Ontology annotation, biological process: sensory perception of taste. Bases 20 to 1126 code for a protein of 368 amino acids.
CGCCUAUUGCUAUGCCACCAUGCUGGGAUUCAUCUGUUUUGGCAUCAAGGGCAAUCGAGCGGAUGGCUGCCUGGUUGCCCGGAAUCGCUACUGGUACAAGUGGUUCUGUCUGCUGUCGCGUAUCUUCAUCUGUGGCAUUUAUGCCAGCAUUAGCCUUGAUUAUAUCAAGAGACUGGAUAAUCCGCAUUUGGUGAUACUCUCGUGGAUCCGGCUGGUCUGCAGUCUGAUCUGCGCCUGCGUCAUACUGCUAAUGCAGUUCUGGUUUGGCCAGCAGGUGUUGUGCGUGGUCAACAGCUAUUUCCGGCUGUUCCGAAAGGUAAACGCGCUGCCCGGCUGCCAGGAUCAGGGCUUCGGUGGCAAGCGCGAGCUCAGUCUACUGAUCUUCAAGCUGAUUUGCCUGCUGAACGAGCUCUUCUGCGAGUUACCCAUGUUCUUUACCGAUCUCAAUCUGCGACUCUUUGCCACCCUGCUCGUGGAUAUCUACAUCAGCGUGAAUUCCACCAUGAUCGGACACAUGUGCUUUGUGGGCUACCUCAGCGUGGGCGCCCUCUACGCCCGCGUCAACCGUUAUGUGCGCCAGCAGCUGCGGCGCCAGCUGCGCAGCCUGGAGCAGCACGAUGGCUACCAGGCCAGUCGGCGGCAGCUGAGAGCCGCCGGCUACCGGCUGGACGAGUGUCUGGGCAUCUACGAUGAGAUUCAGCGUGUGGGCAUCGCCUUUCAUCGCCUCAUAGAGCUGCCGCUGUGCCUCAUUCUGCUCUUCGCCUUCCUCAGCAUGACCCUGGUCUCCUACUUCAUCAUGUUGAACAGAUUCCGUGAUGCCACCCUCUGGCUGCUUGUGGUCAGACUCUUCGUCGACGUGGUCCUGCUGACACUGGCCAUUCAUGGAGCCAGCAGCAGCUCGCGAGUGAUUCGCAGGCUCAGCCUGGAGAAUUGCUACGUGAGUGAACGCAACGAUUGGGACAUGAAGCUGGAGAUGUUCUUGAGUCGCUUGAAUUUUUACGAGUUUCGAGUACGUCCAUUCGGACUCUUUGAGAUAUCCAACGAGCUGAUAUUGGUCUUUCUGUCCGGCCUGGUCACGUAUCUCACCUACAUAUUGCAGUAUGGCAUGCAAACGAAUCAGAUUUGA